This is a messenger RNA of Varanus komodoensis (Komodo dragon), 5426 nucleotides long. It is a transcript of the gene VWCE, whose product is annotated as von Willebrand factor C and EGF domains. The transcript has 21 exons. Lineage: Eukaryota; Metazoa; Chordata; Lepidosauria; Squamata; Varanidae. The coding region runs from base 354 to 3392 and encodes 1012 amino acids. Gene Ontology annotation, cellular component: cytoplasm. Gene Ontology annotation, molecular function: protein binding; calcium ion binding. The record is from RefSeq and is a predicted model, not a curated record. Gene Ontology annotation, biological process: cellular response to virus.
ACCGCAUCUCCUCUCGUGGUGCCUCUGCCCCUGUGGGAAGGGGGAAGGCAAGCACACCCUUGCUCGCACGCGCACACGCAGAGGUUUUUCCACUCCUCACACAUGGGCUGGGGGAGCUGAGCAAUUUGAGCCCGGCUGUGGGGAGGAGUCUGUUCCCAAAGCUGUCCCCAGCCUGAGAUCAUUGAUCCCAGCUCCCCUCCUCUGCCCAGAAGGAGCCCCCAGCUGCAUCCUUCGUGGGCAGGAGAGAGUCCAGACAGUGCAAGCCAUGCUCCAGGGGCCUGUGGGAGAGGAGGGCGGGCAAGCAAGGCAGGCGCUCUGAAGGGAGCAUCUCUGUGGACAGCAAGACGCCUGUCAUGUUCGCCGAGCUGCUCUUCCAGGCUGCUUGUGUGUCUGUGUUCCUUCAAGGGGCCCAGGGGAGAGUCUACACAGGAAGGAAGAAGCUUGCCAACUUCGCCGUGGAGAGACGUCGCAUUGGACCACAUGUUUGCCUUUCUGGUUUUGGGAGUGGAUGCUGUCCUGGAUGGAUACCAUCUCCAAGUAGUGGACAGUGCACCCUCCCACUGUGUUCCUUUGGGUGCGGCAGCGGCCUGUGCAUUGCUCCCAAUGUCUGCUCCUGCAGGGACGGAGGGCAGGGCAUCACGUGCCACGACUCUCCAGGUGCCUGUGGGGAAUAUGGCUGCGACCUUGCCUGCAACCACGGGGGCUGCCAGGAGGUGGCGCGAGUGUGCCCGCUGGGAUUCUCCAUGACUGAGACCGCCAAUGGUGUGCGUUGUGCAGACAUUGACGAGUGCCUGAGCGCCUCCUGCGAGGGGCUCUGCGUGAACACAGAAGGAGGCUUUGUGUGUGAAUGCGGCCCAGGGAUGCAGCUCUCCGCUGACCGCCACAGCUGCCAAGACACGGAUGAGUGCCUAGCGACACCCUGUCAGCACCACUGCAAAAAUAGCAUAGGCAGCUACCGAUGUUCGUGCCAUCCUGGCUUCUACCUGCAUGGCAACCGGCAUUCCUGUGUUGAUGUGAAUGAAUGCCGCCGACCCAGUGAGAAGCGAACCUGCCAGCACUCCUGUCACAACAUGCUGGGAAGCUUUAUGUGCAGCUGCCGGCCCGGCUACCGCCUCAGCGUGGACAGAGUGUCCUGUGAAGGUUUUUCAAAGGCCAGCCUGGCCCCGUCUCCCAUCCUGCAGUCUCUCCAGCACCCACCAACUCUGCUGCGCCUCUCUCCAGAAGCUCUGGCCCCCGCUCCACCGUCCAGGGGCCCACCUGCUUCCCGGGCCCCUGCUCCCCACAGCGUGCGCAGAACCCCCUCGCCCUCGCCGCUCCUUUCCACCCUCACGGUCCUUCUGCAGGCAGCCUCUCCCACCCCUUCACUCCCUCCCCCCAGAUCCUCCCUUGGCUCCCCCUUCCUGUUGAAAACCACCAGGCCUGCCUUGCCAGUGAGCCCACUGCCUCCAUCACUGCUGAGAGAGGGCAUGAGGACACCCCCUCCCACGAGUCCCCUGGCCACUGCCACUUCCCCCGCUGCCCCGCCUUCUGCCUGCUGGCAGGGAGAGAUCCUUCGUGCAAAUGGCAGCCACUGGAUAGAGCCGGGAUGUCUGAACUGUUCCUGUGAGGGUGGACAAAUCCUGUGUCGCGCCGUGAUGUGCAAGGCGGCUUGCUCCCACCCCAUCCCUCCGGUGGAAGGGGAGUGCUGUCCCAGCUGCACAGCAGGCUGUUCCUAUUACGGGAUUCCCAGAACAGAAGGGGAGGUUUUCUCUCUCUCUGAGGAGAACUGCACGGUCUGUGUCUGUCUGGCAGGCAACGUAUCCUGCAUCUCUCCGGAAUGUACGCCCAGUCCGUGCUCCAGCUCCACUCACACUGACUGUUGUCCCUGCCAACCAGUGGAGUGCCAUUUCCGUGGCCAGACGUAUGCAGAGGGGACUGAGUUCAGCCUGGAUGGUGAAUGUACCACCUGUGUGUGCAGGCAAGGUGAAGUUGAGUGCUCCUUCACUCCCUGCCCCAUUCUGGAGUGCCCCCAAGAGGACUGGUUCCUGGCCCCAGGGCAGUGUUGCUUCACCUGCCGAAAGGCUGCACCCAGGACUGGUUGCUUUGUGGAUGACAAUGGAGUUGAAUUUCCAAUUGGACAGAUCUGGUCACCGGGUGAUCCCUGUGAGUUAUGCAUCUGCCAGGCAGAUGGCUCGGUGAGCUGUAAAAGGACAGAUUGUCUGGAGACGUGUCCUCAUCCAAUCCGGAUCCCUGGGCAGUGCUGUCCAGAUUGCUCAGCAGGUUGUACCUAUGGUGGAAGGAUUUUUUACAACAAUGAGACUUUCCCCUCUGUCUUGGACCCAUGCCUAAGUUGCAUUUGUUUGCUGGGCUCUGUGGCCUGUUCUCCCGUGGACUGUAUUGUGUUUUGUACGUACCCGUUCCACCCAGAAGGAGAAUGCUGCCCGGUCUGCCAUGACUGCAAUUAUAAAGGGAGGAAAGUAGUGAAUGGACACAACUUUGUACCAGAAGGUGAACCCUGCAUUCACUGCACCUGUCAGCUUGGGGAGGUGAGCUGUGAGAAGAGGCCCUGCCCAAGCAUCUGUGCAGAGCCCCUUGCGCCCCCGAUACAGUGCUGCCCAGACUGCCAAGGUAAUGAAGUUACAGAUGACCUGGCCUCACGGGGAAAUAAUUUAGCCAAUGCUCACUUGGAAGAUGGAAAAGCAGAGGCAGACUUGCAGACCUUACAAAGACGUUCCAUGGCCCUGCUGUCUGACAGGAACUGCAGCCACUGCACUGCCGCCCCGGCCCCUGCCCCUGCCUCACUGGGUCCGGAGUUCCGUCUUGCAGAAAGAGACCCAGGUGCUUGGGAGGCUGCACCUAUGAGCCCGACUGCACCAGGGAAUGCUGACUUCCCCCAGACCAGACCGGGAGAUCCCCUCAGGCUGCUGCUUAACAGACCACCAAGUGUUAAGCCCCCGUCUCCUUGGUUAGGCCAUUCAACAACUCAGGGAAGACCAGGGCCCACCGUGCCACUUCUAAGGCCUGAGAGCAUCCAGCCUGACUUCCCUUCUUCUCAUCAUAUUCCCCCUUCUCCCACUGUAAGGAGAAUGGGAACUUCAGUGUCCUCCACUGCUGCUCAUCCUUCCACUCCUCUUGCUACUGCUCACCUGAGAAACUCCAUAGCUGCUCUUUUUCAGCCUUCAGAUACUGGCAGCCUUCCUCUGCCACCAACGUCGAAAAGACUUCCUUCUUCAGCCAGCUCCGGGCCAGACUCUCCUCAAGAACUUUCUGGGAGCUCAUCUCACAUCACAGCGUCACCCACAAUGAGCCAGCAAACCAUGGGGAGCAAUCCUUCAUUGUCCUCUGAUGGACAAUGCCAUCUCAGCAGAGCUUCCUGUCUCUUUGGAAUGGAAUUGUGGGAGGAUAUGUUGUGACAAGGGCAAAGGCUUGCUGGCCUGCUGUCGGCAGGGGAAGUAACCUCUUGUCUCUGAAGUCACACAGGAAAUCGCUUCACCAGCUCUUACACAAAAAUCCUGUCACUGCUUGUGGGCUGAUAUGGAAAUGUCAGGGUUGAUCAUGCUGCAGAAAAAUUGGCCAGAGUCCCUGGAAACAAAAGUGUAUUCUGGCUAAAACCUAUUUAACAGAACCAUACUCUGUAGAUUCAUUGGUAUGUACAAAUUUGAUUCUAAUACUGGAGCAAUUCCACUAAAUCCUUGCUUUAGUACUGGAUCUAUUAGUGCAUAUAGAGUUCUGAAAUUCAGAUCAUAUAGUAAGCUGGAACUAUAUGAACCUAAUAUACAGGGUGGGCCAAAAGUAGGUAUACAGUAUUGAUCAGGCCAUAUUUAGUCUCUUAAGCACUCAAAAUAUCCUCCAUCAAUGUUGCAACAUUCCCGCAACCUAUCCCUGUCCCUGUGGCUCACAUUCCGGUUAGGACCAAUGUCAGUAAAUGCUUGUGAGAUGAACUCCUUCAGUUCAUCUACUGUGUGAGGGCCUCCAUGGCCUGAUCAUUACUGCAUACCUGCCCUGUGGGUGUGUAUGAUUUGUUGUAUUUAAAGGUAAACAUGCUUCUUCUAGUCAACAGGAAUUUUACUAUUAGUUUCUUUCAUGAAGCAUGCUAACUACCACAUUCUCUGGAAGGGGGUUUGGUCCUUUAAAACCCUUGGAUUUGUUUUAGACUUGGAAGGGUUUGUGGACCACUCCUCAAACUGGUGCAAGACAGAUUUUUUCAACUACCUCAGAGAGGUGUCUAACAAUGGUACAUCAGCAUUAGGCAUUUGAACCAGAUUAGCAGCCGUGACUUUCACUCUCACUUUCCCCCAGACCUAGACCUCUGAGAACAGCCAUUUUGUGUGGCUGCUGAGAAUUCUUGAUUAGGCAUUCCUAAUUCUUUUCUGAAAGGACACUUCUGAACCUUCCUUGGAUGGGAGUCAUGGUUGUUCAUUCGGUCUGGGUGUAAUAUAAACGGAAUGUGUAGAUGUGCCCCCUUGGAGACACCCACUUGGCAGCUUGGACAGCAUUUGGAAGCUGAGCCAGUGCAUAUCUGGCCUCCACAGUCCCUGCUCAUGGAGGCAUCAUGCUGCACCGGAUUCCUUGUUUCCAGAAGGAAGCUGGAGGCCAGUGCAUUUGCAACAGAGGCUAGGUGCACUCCUUGCUGUUAGCUUCUGGAAAUCAGCAUAGUGAGUAUCCACAGAAGGGGCUUUUCUGUGUUUCUCUUGGAUAUUUUCUAUUCUUCCAGUUUGGAGCUCAGAGAGUACAGGUCCCUUAGAGUAUAGUUAUUACUGUAUAUCUGCUAUCUCAGUCAUUAAGAAUCUUCUCCAGUCCAUUCAUUUCACCACCAGCAGGACAUUUUGUCUGAUUCUCAUCUACACACAGAAUGUACUUAUUAUGAAAUCAUCAACAGAGCAAUCUGCAUGGAAGGAAACUUUGAUUUCUGCAGGUGCCUAAAAUCCCUCCUAGCGAAAUGGCAUGAGAAAAUUAUGGUGUGUACUCAUUUAUUUGGACUGCACUCUUCCUUCAAAGAGCUCAGUGGUACUUACAUUAAGCUCUUCGGGCAGCGUCCCAUCACCUCCCUUCAGCAAGGGAAUAGCAUAAUGUGACAAAUUGCAAGCAGGUUUGAAGCCUGAGUUAAAGGCAAGCAACUUUUCCAUAGGCGCAAAAACCUGCAGUUGCUCAACAGAAGAAUCUCUCUGUGCAGGCUGGAGAGUCCAUAUGGUAAGAACCUGUUUGGGAGACCAGGAUCCUUGGCACAGUUCUCUGCUCUGUGGUAGACCUCCUCAGUAACCUUGGGCAAGGGCCUCAGGGUGUGAUCUGUAGCAUGGGUAACUCCAACUACCCUACUUCAUAGGGCAUACUUUCAUUAAAAGGUAAAGGUUUCCCCUUGACAUUAAAGUCCAGUCAUGCCUGACUCUAGGGGGCAGUGCUCAUCUCCGUUUCCUAGCUGAGGGAGUUGGCGUUUGUCCGCAGACAGU